Molecule: messenger RNA, 1416 nt
Organism: Callorhinus ursinus (northern fur seal)
Lineage: Eukaryota; Metazoa; Chordata; Mammalia; Carnivora; Otariidae
Gene: DUSP11
Product: dual specificity phosphatase 11
Biological process (GO): protein dephosphorylation
Molecular function (GO): polynucleotide 5'-phosphatase activity
Source: RefSeq, a predicted model, not a curated record
GUAAAGGGCCUGGGAACUGCGUGGGUUGCUGCCUAUUCGCUUCCGGUCCGGGAUCUUGUUUUGGCACCGAGGGCCCCGGGCUGGCGGCUCUGUCGCUCUUGCCGUUGGGUGGGCGGCAUCUUGGGGCCCAGAUGAGCCAGUGGCAUCAUGCCCGCGGCGGCUGGGGCCAGGGACGGGCGUUCUCUGGACGUAGCUCAGCCAAGAAGAAGCGCGGAAACCACGUCCCGGAAAGGUGGAAAGACUACCUCCCAGUUGGACAACGGAUGCCUGGGACUCGUUUCAUUGCUUUCAAAGUUCCUUUGAAAAAGAGUUUUGAAAAGAACCUUGCUCCAGAAGAACGUUUUUCACCCUUGGAUCUUUUUAACAAAAUCCAAAAACAGAAUGAAGAGCUUGGACUAAUUAUUGAUUUAACUUAUACUCACCGCUAUUAUAAACCAGAGGACUUACCAGAAACUAUUCCUUACAUAAAAAUUUAUACAAUUGGGCAUCAGGUGCCUGAUGAUGACACUAUUUUUAAAUUCAAAUGUGCUGUUAAUGAGUUUUUAAAAGAAAAUACAGAUAACGACAAACUCAUUGGUGUUCAUUGUACCCAUGGUUUAAACAGGACUGGCUAUCUCAUCUGCAGAUAUUUGAUUGAUGUACAUGGCAUGAGGCCAGAUGAUGCAAUUGAAUUAUUCAAUAGGUGCCGCGGACAUUGCUUGGAAAGACAAAACUACAUUGAAGACCUUCAGAAAGGUCCCAUCAGAAAGAAUUGGGAUUCCAGUGUAUCCAGAUCAAGUGGUUUUGAAGAUGCAACACAUAUGAUGGAACCAGUCCACACCACUAUUAAGUCUGUUAACCAAGGACAUUGGUAUAACCUACAUCAGACCCAAGGUUACCCAGUACCUUCUCGGCAUUUCCACACCCAGACCCAGGAUUUGCAACAGUCAGUAAGAAAAUUUUCACAGAACCAGAACGUUUACCAGAGAGGCCAUGUCCCUCCUCCUGGUCCCCCUGGAGAGGACUACUCACAAAGGCGGUACUCUUGGAAUAGAAAGCCGAACGCCAGUCAAGCAGCCCAGAAUACAGUGUGGUACCCUGGCACUUACUACAGACUGCCGUGUCCGACCUAUUGCGGAUGGACCGAAUGACACAAACCUGUCCUGGAAAUCGCUCUGCAGAUAGAGCAGGACUGAAGACCAGCUGGAGUGACUUUUUAUAAGAUCAGGUCAAAUGAGGUUUAUAAUCUGUUUUAUUGCUCCCUCAUGUGUUCAAACUUAAAGGAAAAUUACAUUGAUACUUACCUCUUGGCUGAUAAACUUGCAGUAUUUGCAACAGUAAAGGAAAUAAUCUGUCACUCAGUCUUAAAUUUUUUAAAAGGAAGAUGGUAUUUUAGAACUGAGAAAGUAAUAAAGAAUUUCCCUUGUAAAUUAUUUU